UGAGGGCCUAGCCGAACCGCAAAAUCUAUGUCUGGAAGAGAGAGAAUAAAACAGAGAACAAGGACAAAAUUUCAGCAGCUUAUGGGUAAUCAAAACAUAAAUACUGAACCUGGAACAUUUUCAGCUACAAAAAAUGUUGAAGAAAUACCACUGUUGGCAAAAAUUAAAAAUGAAAGUAAAAUGUAUCCUUCAUCAGAAAUUAAUCAACAGGAAAAUGAUAAUGGACAAUCAAAUCAAGGUUACACAACUGAAAGUACUUCCAGCUUGAAAGAAAGUCCUGAAAAGCAACCAAAAUAUAAAAAUGAUGAGCUGAAUCUAAGUAAGAAGAAAAAAAAGAAGACCUCAUCAGUUAAAGAAAAUAUAAAUCAGCCUAGUUCUAAACGUUCAAAAGAUAUCAAAAAGAAAGGAAAGUUAAAAGAAAAAACUCAACCAAAUGAUUUAAGUCAAGAAAAUGAAAAUCCUGUUUUAGGUGUUUUAAUUCACGGGACUGAUAAAUUGAAAACGGAUUUUCUUAUUUGUCAUCCUCUUGUGAAAGUUCAUAUUGUCAAUAUGAAAACAGGUCAAUAUUUAAAAAAACUUCAUAGUGAUAGAUCAGUAACUUCUUACUAUGAAACUCAAAAUAAUAAUAUUGAACAUAUAAUCCCUAUGAUGACUCAGCCAUAUGACCUAAAAGAAAAGAAAUAUCUAAUGCCCUUAUGGGAGGAACUAUUAAUAUUCAAUGAAGAUUUUAACUAUUUCAUCAAUAAAGAAUCUGAUGUUAUCAUAUUUUUUGAACUCAUAGAUUUUAUUAGCCCUGAAUCAAAUUUUAGUAAUAAAUGGCUAAAAAAACUUCAGAAUCAAGGCGGCUGGCAUAAAAUUGCUUGGGGAUUUUUAAAGCUUGUGGGUGCUAAUGAUAUAUUGAAUACUGAGCAGAAAGUGAGAUUACAAUUAUAUAAUCCACCAAAAUUUCAAUUUUGGAAAAAAAUUGAAGGCUUAGAGGUAUUUAACUGGUGGUCAAAAUUCAAGAAAUCAUAUUAUCCUUCAACACUCUAUGUUACUGUAAAGCCAGUUAUCUUACCAAAAUCUGUAGAUUCAACUGUUCGUUCAAUGGCACCAUUUCAAGAAGAGAAAAGUCUCAGUGCACAUAUACAGAUUCAAAAUGUAACAUCAUCAAAUAGUCACAGUGACUCACCAAAGAAACCUUUAUUACAACCUGAAUUAUGGACUCGUAUUGCAGGUCAAACGUGCAAAAUUCCAAAUCAAAUAUUCAUUGCAUCACAAGUAUCAGCAUUUGGAUGUAAUGCUAUUAGAUUUUCUCAUUCUGGCAGAGAAUUAGUUUAUGGUUGCAGUUUAGAAAAUGGACAUUACAUUAUUCUUCAUGAGAUUCCAUCAGGAACUUUACGGAAUCAAAUAAAAGCUCAUUCUGGUAUUAUAUAUGAUUUAGAUUGGUCAAACGAUGAUUCUUUACUGGUAUCUGCUUCUGGUGAUAGUACUGUGAGGAUUUGGUCUAUAAAUGAUUUUACAUUCUCAUUAAUAUCAGUUUUGCCUCAUCCAUGCUUUGUAUAUUGUGCAAAAUUUCAUCCAAAGUAUCCUUCAGUUGUAGUUAGUGGUGGUUAUGAUAAAAUUAUUAGAGUUUGGACUAUAGAAUUAAAUGGUGAAUCAAAACUUCAUAUGGAAUUAGAAGGUCAUAAUGGAAACAUCAAUGCAUUAUGCUGGAAUACUAAGGGAAAUAAAUUAUUUUCAGCAGAUAGUGUUGGAAUUAUUAGAUUAUGGAAUGCUUAUUUGACCCAUGAUAAUACAGAAAUUAUGAAUCAGUGGAUGUUGGAUAAAGAAAUUAAAUUAAUAGAAACUCAAGAUAUACCAAUUAACAGUCUUCAUCUUCACAAUUCAGGAAAAAAGAUAUUGUUUAAUUGUCGCAAUUCCACGAUUUUUCUUUAUGAUUUUACAGUAGAUUUAAUAAUUCAACACUAUUAUGGAUACAUUAAUUUUCAACAUCAUUUGAAAUGCUGUUUAUCUGCCUGUGGAAAUUUGAUAUUUGCUGGUGGUGAAGAUGGUAAAGUUAUUGUUUGGAAUACAAAUACUGCUGAAAAAUUAGCUGUAUAUGAUAAUCUUCCUUAUCUUGGUCCAGUAACAUCUGUUGAUUAUCAUCCUCAUGAUCAUAUUGUAGCCAUGUGUUCAUUAGAAGAUAAUGCACCAAUACUUGCAUAUAAAUAUGAUUACAAUGAACCACCAGUUGGUGCAGAUAAAGGGGAUAUUUCUAGAAGUCAAGCUGUAACUCCUCAAAACAUAAGUCCAGUGAAAAUUGAAAGUAGAAAAGGUAGUGAUAGCAGUCGAAAUGACUCUCCAUUAAUAAAUGUUACAAAGAGAAAAUUAAGUAAUAAAUUAAAAAAGAAAGAGUUUAAAGAAAAUUCGACAAGAUUGCAAAAAGUGGUGAAAAAAUUAGAUUCUGUACUUGCUGUUGAGUCUCUAAUGAAAACAAAGUCAGCACUACCUUACUUAGAUAAUUCUGAAGAAAAUUCUGCAUUGUACUUACCAUCCAAACUUGAAACUUAUAAAGAUAAGUUUCCAAAACAGGUGAAGUAUGAUUUUAAUCUGUUUUCAUAUUUAGUUGUUGCCUUAUACGAUUAUAACUCCAAUUUUCCAAAUGAGUUACCUCUACAAAAAGGAGAUGUCAUCAAUGUAAAAAAUCGAGAAGAUUCUCGAUGGUGGUUUGGUAGAUUAGAAAAAUCUGAUGUUGAUGGAUAUUUUCCUUCUAACUAUGUUACUUCAGGUAGAAUUUAA
This is a messenger RNA of Centruroides sculpturatus (bark scorpion), 2760 nucleotides long. RefSeq names its product jouberin-like. Gene Ontology annotation, molecular function: protein binding. Lineage: Eukaryota; Metazoa; Arthropoda; Arachnida; Scorpiones; Buthidae. The record is from RefSeq and is a predicted model, not a curated record. Gene Ontology annotation, biological process: motile cilium assembly. Gene Ontology annotation, cellular component: ciliary basal body. Bases 28 to 2760 code for a protein of 910 amino acids. The transcript has 22 exons.